CCUCGCAUGCUGACUUAACCUGCUCCCUCCAAAACCCUCGCACUGUCACACACACGCGCACACGCACACGCACACACUCGCGCUCUCUCUCUCUCUCUCUCUCAAACUCACCCAUCUCUUCCAAGAUGAUGAAGCUAUCGAGAUUGCUGCAGCAGUCCAGAGAUGCUUCAAGGUUGCAUGCUCUUACAUUUCAGGCUGGCAUUUCAACUGCUAGGCAGGAUCUUACUGCAAACGAACGUAUAUAUGCUCCGUACUGUGUUUUCAAGGGAAAAGCUGCACUCUCAGUUGAACCUGUCCCGCCAACUUUCACUAAAUUGAAUUCAGGGAAUGUUAGAGUUGAACGCCGUGGUAUUAUGAUGUUGACUUUCAUGCCUGCCAUUGGUGAGCGCAAGUAUGACUAUGAAAAGCGGCAGCAUUUUGCUUUGUCAGCAACAGAGGUUGGUUCUUUGAUUAGCUUGGGUCCCAAAGAUUCUUCUGAAUUCUUCCAUGAUCCUUCAAUGUUGUCAAGUAAUGCUGGACAAGUGAGAAAGAGCUUAUCAAUUAAGCCACAGGCAGAUGGUGGUGGUUAUUUUGUGUCAUUAAGUGUUGUUAAUAAUAUUUUAAGAACCAAUGAGCGGUUCAAUGUUCCUCUCACAGCUGGUGAAUUUGCAGUUUUGAAGACAGCUUGCAGUUUUGCAUUGCCCCAUAUCAUGGGUUGGGAUCGGUUGACAGCUAAGCUGCCCAAAGAGAGUGUGGGAAGUCCAUCGAAAGCAAAUCGGCAAGAGCCUGAUUUAGAGUGGGCUAAGUGAAGUCAUACAUAUCUUUCUGCAGAAUGUUGGGUGCACUGCUUGAUGUUACUACCUCUUGCUUUGUAGAUUUAGAGCAUCGACUCUUGGUUUUGUUAAACAAAGCAUGCAUCCUGUUUUUCUUCCUCCGUAAUCAUUUUAUGCAAUUAGCUUGUAAAUACUCCAACUGGCUCGUUCAAAAUACAAAUCUAGACUCCGUUUCAUGGAAAA
Messenger RNA from Hevea brasiliensis (rubber tree), 995 nucleotides. Its product is annotated as single-stranded DNA-binding protein WHY2, mitochondrial. Bases 126 to 788 code for a protein of 220 amino acids. Gene Ontology annotation, biological process: defense response; regulation of DNA-templated transcription. Gene Ontology annotation, molecular function: single-stranded DNA binding. NCBI's taxonomy places the organism in Eukaryota, Viridiplantae, Streptophyta, Magnoliopsida, Malpighiales, Euphorbiaceae. The record is from RefSeq and is a predicted model, not a curated record. The transcript is spliced from 8 exons.